Messenger RNA from Ilex paraguariensis (yerba mate), 1232 nucleotides. NCBI's taxonomy places the organism in Eukaryota, Viridiplantae, Streptophyta, Magnoliopsida, Aquifoliales, Aquifoliaceae. The record is from the annotation of a GenBank genome assembly.
AUGGUAAAUGAGACAUGUUAUAGGCUUUUCAAAUUUGUGGUUGUGAUUGAUCAUCCCCAACCACAGAGCAGGAGAAGACUGCAACCCAGCUCUCUAGUCUGGCCUGAGAGUCUGAGACUUCCAUAUCCUCGAGCACAAAGAAAGAGGAAAGAAGAGGAAAUGUCAGUUGCUACUUCACUUGGUCGCUUUCACUCUCCGUUUCUCUGUUCCCCUCUCAAGCUCUCUUCUUCUCUCCCCUGCAAAUCUGCAAGAAAUCACCGCUCACCAGCCUCUUAUCCAUGCGUUAGAGCUCUUGAUCUUGACCUAAACACGGUUGUGGCUAUAACUGUAGGAGUUGUGAGCAUUGCAGUUGGGGUUGGAAUUCCAGUUUUUUAUGAAACCCAAAUCGAUAAUGCUGCCAAACGAGACAACACGCAGCCAUGUUUCCCCUGCGAUGGAUCUGGUGCUCGUAAGUGACUAGCUCUCUCUCUCUCUCUCUCUCUCUCGUUAUUUCUUAUUUGAAUGAUAAACGAGCUAGAUAGGAGUUUCACUUUCUGAAUUUUGGUGAUGAAUGGAAAGAGUAAUGCCUGGUUGUCACGGAUUUUAGGAAAUUUUGCUCAUCAGCCCUUGUUGGCACACUCCUUACUUGGCUCCUUAUAAUCCUUACUGUUUGUGCUGAUUGAGGAUGCAAUUGGGCUUUCAUGUUGUUCUAAUGGUGGCUACUACUUUUAACCUCUAUGGUUGGGAUAAACAAACACGAACCGUAAUUAUAACUUAAUGGUUUGAUCACUGCAACCCAUCUUUCUUAGAAGCUAUGAUUGGUUUUCCUUGAUUGAUAAAAAGAAGGUGCUAGUUGCAAUCCCUUUUGUUCUUCCCACCCUUAAUAAAAUGAGAACUUAAAUUUCUCUUAAGAGUCCCUCUUCGGAUGGAAAAUGGAUCUUUGAAUUCAUUAUAGAAGAAGCGUCUCUGUAGAGUGAAAGUCCAGAUUCUUAAAAGAGAAGGGCACUCAAAAAACAAAUGGGAGUGAUUUUCCUUGGCUGAACUACAGAGCACAAUAUGGGUCAAUAUUUGAGGAGUACCAAUGACAUCUAUCUUUAUUACUCAAUCGCACCUUGACUGCUAACCACAAUACUAGAUCUCUGUUAUGUACACAUUUUAAAUAUAUUUUUAUAUAGUAUUAGAAGUAAUUAUUAGGAAGUUAUUUUAGUAAAUGAGUUAGUGAUAGAGGAUUUUGUGGGUAGUUUCCUAAAUGG